Molecule: messenger RNA, 3736 nt
Organism: Porites evermanni
Lineage: Eukaryota; Metazoa; Cnidaria; Anthozoa; Scleractinia; Poritidae
Source: the annotation of a GenBank genome assembly
CCAUUUUUGAAAACAACACCUUCACGAAGUACAUGUAUAUUGCUGUAAACUUUGAUCGUGAUUUCGUGGCAAAAAGAUGUAAUCCGACGUAGGUAUUUUAUCACUACUAAUUGCUGAUGGAAAUUGAUCCAAAUUACGAGUACGAGGCUCCGAAAUGGUUUGAUUUUACGACAAAUUUCCAGGGCGAAGUCAACGAUAAUUUGAGGUGAGAAAUUUUAAACGCAAAAAUCUAAUCAAACAUUCUGAGCAUACUAAAUCUUAAGCUUAGAAAGGUUGCAGCUACCUUUUGUCAACCAUAUGUUUGUAUGCUGAAUUUUGUUUAAAAAGACAUCGUGAACCUUUCGGUCUAAGUUUAAUCAGUGCUUUUAAAAUUCCAUAAUUUUUUUCACAAAAGCUAAGCUAAAAAGUCCAUUGAAACUGAAGCAAUCGAUUUCCUUGCUUGAUUUCAGAGUUAAAGGAAUGAUCACAUUGUCCCAAAUAAAGAAAGUUAAAUUUAAAAUUAUUGUCAAUAUUUGAGCCUCCACAUAAUUUCCACCACUUCGGUAAUUUACACACAUGACUGGACAAAAUCUUAGUGGAAACUCGCCCAGGAAAACCUUAAUUUCAUUUUUAAAAUGAUGGGAACAAGCCUGCGAACACAGACGUUUUUUCGGUCGUCGCUUCUCUCCAUCCAAUACUAAGUAUCUUUCUAAGAGAGGUGUUGGUACCAUAAAGAGUCAAUAACCAGGGUUCAAAGAAAAUCAUUUUUACUGCUUGCCAUUCGGGCAAGCUGAAGCUAGCAUUUACUAGCCCAGACGUCAUUUCUACUAGCCCCAAAAACUUUUUGACCAGCAGAAUUGAUGUCACAGUUCUUCUGUUAUUCGAAUUUCUCAAAAAACACCACCUGCCCGUCAGGCAAGUUAAAAACAGAAUUCACUCGCCCGAUAGCAAAAUCCACAGGCCCUGGGGUAUCAGACACUACUUUCUUUGCACACUGAUAAUGUUUACUGAAAAGCCUAUUCCCUGCCCCCCCACCCACCCCUUGACUCAUGAAGCACCUUUUAUGCAGGCUAAUAACUGAAGAACAACAGUUGCUAGUUAUACUAUUAUAGCUGGUCAAGUAAUUGGGAACUCUCUGUCUUAUAGAGGCAUCUAUUAAGAGAGAACAACUUGAACAAUAACCAACUAUUUUAUUUGCCUAGUUGAAGUUAACGAGAAGUUUAUUAGAAUAGAAUAAAUUGACCAGAUAAGGCGAAAAACUACGUAGAAUAGCGAAAGCUAAAUGAGCUGAGAGAGCUGACUGUAAUCAAUUUUUUGUUUCAUUUUUCCAGUCUUGAUGAUUCGUGGUUUGAACGAGUUCACCCAUUACAUGAGCCCAGGGAUCCAAGCCACCAUGAUGCUACCUCUAAACCCUUACUUACCAGCAACCCAGGCACCACAACAGCACCCUCUUGCUCAAAGCCACAGACCAAGAAUCCAGUCAAGAAAAACUACAACAGUAAAAAGUCUUUAGGGAUUAAGACAGUCCGCACUAAACGAGGGCAACAUGAGAAUGCAAAUCUCAAAGGGGAUAGUGGUACAGGGUCAAGAAACAGCACUUGUCAUACUCAAAAGAAAGAGACAUCAUCAAAGAAAGGUUCAAGGGGCAAAAGUGAAUUUGAUGGAAGAAUCAGCCCAAGUGAGGUUCAGCAUAGCUUUACACCACCAUGGACAAACUCACCUAUUACUAAACAAGGUAGGGAUUUCAAAGAAUUAGCCUGCAUAGCAAGCGUUUCCAUUUGGUUUCGGAGCAAAGAAAUACCGAGGAAGGGGACUUUCGGUUUUGACCGCGCGAGAAAUGACUCUUGUUCCUCGUUCUUUUCUCCUAAACCGUACAGAAACGCUUGCUACGCAGGCUAUCAAAGAAUAUACAUCAACCAAUUGUUUGCCUGAUCUUUAGCAAGAAACAAGCCAUGGCACCUUGAUUUCUAGAACAAACAAAUGAAAACAUAAGUAGCUGUACAGUUACAACUGUAUGAUUGGUCUUUGGCACCAUCAACGUACUAUAAAUUUACUAACACUUAUAUUGUUGCAAAGAAUUCAAUAAAUUUACCGGAAUUGCUAAAAACUCACCCUAAAAUCUCAGAAUGAUCGAGGACAUAACAAUGUGUUUUUUGUCUUUAAUGCUCCAUUUUCACUUAAAAAUGAUGGUAUUCAAGACGCCCAUCCAGUUCUCAUAGUGCUUAAAGGUGAUGUUACAUGGGACGAUUUGGAACAACAAUGUUUAGUGCAAUAUAUGCAACGUUUCAACAUUAUUGCAACAUUGAUUUGAAUAGCUGCAGCAUUGUUCCAACAUUGCAACGCUGUGUUCUGCAAAAAGUUGUUGUUGAAAAUCGUCCCUUGUACUAUUGAUCACCUCAAAGCAUUUUUACAAUUGGUUGUGAAUAAAAGGGAGAAUUGGACAUUGGAUUAGGUGUUGAAUUAGGGUCUUAUCUCACACCAGUUAUGGUGAAUUGUGUAAUUUUAAAAACGUACUGUACAUGUUGUGACGGACACGUUCUCCCGACUCUUUGUUGUAUCAUUGUUUUUUUCUUUAAAUUGUUAAUCAGUUUAUUUUAUUUUUUCAGCGGAGAUAACACGAACAAACAAAGUGGAAGGGAAAAGUGGUAGCUUAGGUGAAUUAGCUGAUUUUUCACCACAGCGUGUUCCUGUACCUCAAUCUCCGCUGUCUUCUGACCGUAUCAGAGGCCUCAAGAGUUCAUCCAUGUCGCCUUGUUCUCCAAAGACUUCAAUGUUGUCAAAAGCUGUAACUGGGAAUGUUCAGAUAGUUGGCAGGAAGCGAAGACUGCUGCCUUCAGUUCCUGAUACAAAGAAAAAUCCAUGUGUAUCUGAUAAAAUGACUUUUUCUUCUCCUGGUCACUGUUCUAACCAGUUAGAUAACCAAGGAUACAAGAAAUUAGCUGAAACUUCCUCUGUCAGUAAGAAUUCUGACCCGUUAACAUAUGGAUUUAACCAGGGAUUGCCAAGUUCCUCCCUUAGCAAUAUGGAUGAGAAACCUUUAUUGAGGGAGGAAGUGUUUGAUGGCAACAGCAAGCCAUUGCGCACAACAGAGUCGUGUUUGAAAAGGGAAACUGUAAAUCAUGCUCAACAUUGCAGUGAUGAAUUUUAUAGGCAAGAGAGGAAUGUGGUCAGUGAGAGAUCCCUGAACACAAUACUUGAAACACAUAAGCAGGCUCUCACAGCAAUGGAAACUGACAAGGACAGAGCCUUGAGAGGUGAAAAAGUGGCAUUAAAUAAUGACAUGAGUCUAGAGGAAUUGUUAAAACAACAUAACAAGAAAAUUUUUGCUACCCGAAACCAGUAUGAUGAAAAUGGACGUAAGAUUAGAACUGCUGAACCCAGCUUUUGUCCUGCUCCUUCCAAAAAGUUGACGACUUCACUGAAGUCACCAUCAUCAUCAACAACAACAGCCUGCAAAAGACCUGUGACCACAAUGCCAAAGCCCACAGCAUGUGCAAAACAAAAGCGACGCUCUUGUGUGGCUGCUGUUGGCAAUUCCCGUGAAUCAGCUAGGUUAAAUGCACCUCCAGUACCGUCUAAGGCCCAUACAAAUACUAGCAAAAGGGGCAAGGAAACUUUAAAACAACAAACAGCAAAACAGAAACGGCGCUCAUGUGUGGCUUCACUUCAAAAUAGUACACAGACAAACACUGCAGAUAAAGAAUUGCGAGAUUUAAUUGCGCAGCAUAACUCCAGAGUCAGUGCUAAGAGAAUGUAA